CAGACGGCGUGUCCGGCACUUCCGUGACGUCACGACGUCUGCGGCGAGAAGAGAGAGUGAUCACAGGGCAGUCAUAGCGGCUAGGGCGUGUAGUUUCCAACGCCGUUUCUCGCCGGAGUUCGCACGCGAGGUCACUGGAGCUUUCGCCUUUCAGUCGUUCCGACGGAGAAGUGGUGUGUGGUGCGUCGAGGACUUGACUGUGAGCAGUAAUGGGUGACUACGUGCCGGAACCAACGGUGAGACCAGCCACAGACUUCAACGCAGCAGAAGAUGGAGCAACACUGAGGGCUGCUAUGAAGGGUCUGGGUACAGACGAGCAGGCGAUUAUAGACAUUCUCACACAGCGCUCGAAUGACCAGCGACAGCAGAUUGCAAAGUUCUUCACAGAGGAAUAUGGCAGGGACUUAAUAGAAGACCUAAAGAGUGAGCUCGGUGGUCACUUUGAGGAUGUUAUAGUGGCACUGGUUGUGCCUCAUUUUGAUUACCUCGCAAAACAGCUCCACAAAGCUAUGGCAGGCCUGGGCACAGAUGAAGAAACACUUGUGGAAAUUCUCUGCAGCAAGACCAAUGAGGAAGUAAAGAAGAUUGUUGAAGCUUAUGAAAGAUUGUACGACAGACCCCUCGCUGAGCAUUUGUGCAGUGAAACAUCUGGGGAUUUCCGCCGUCUGCUGACACUGAUAAUUACUCGGAUGAUUACAGAUGGAGUGCGUGAUGAUGAAUCUCUUGACCCUGAAAAGGCAAAAGAUGAGGCUCAGCAACUCUACGAAGCAGGAGAGCUAAAGCUUGGGACAGAUGAAGAGGUCUUCAAUCGGAUUAUGGCCCAUGAGAGCUUUGCCCAACUACGGCUAAUAUUUGAAGAGUACAAAAACAUUUCCGGCCGCACAAUUGAACAGGCUCUGGAGUCUGAGGUUUCAGGAGAAUUGCUACUUGCUAUGAUGGCUUUAGUGGAAUGCGUGCAAAGUCCUGCUGCAUAUUUUGCAAAACGCUUGCACAAUGCUCUUGCUGGUGCAGGCACGGACGAUAAAACAUUGAUCAGAAUUAUUGUCUCUCGUAGUGAAAUUGAUCUGGGAACCAUAAAGAAAGAAUAUGAAAGAAUUUAUGAUAAAACACUGGAAAGUGCAGUGAAGAGUGACACUUCUGGUGAUUACAAGAGGGCUCUUGUGGCUUUGAUUGGGGGACCAUGAAGAUAAUAUAGUGGAAGCAACAUGUUUUGUAAAAAAUUUUGAACUUUUCAUGAUGUGUUUUUCAUUAUUAGUUGUAGUUGCCAAGAGUGAGGCUGUCUUGCACUGUGUGCAGUUUACUAUGCUUUUUUUCUGGUAAAUCUCUGAAUGUGUACCAAAGAAAUGUAUCAGAUGAACUGUUAAAUGAAAAAUGUUUUAAAAGUUCUUGUUUCCAGUCAAAGGCAAAAUAAAUUUUUCAUUUUGCUUAAA
Schistocerca nitens (vagrant locust) is the source of this 1430-nucleotide messenger RNA. It is a transcript of the gene AnxB10, whose product is annotated as annexin B10. Gene Ontology annotation, cellular component: cytoplasm. Gene Ontology annotation, molecular function: calcium-dependent phospholipid binding; calcium ion binding. The transcript has 10 exons. NCBI's taxonomy places the organism in Eukaryota, Metazoa, Arthropoda, Insecta, Orthoptera, Acrididae. Bases 210 to 1184 code for a protein of 324 amino acids. The record is from RefSeq and is a predicted model, not a curated record.